This is a messenger RNA of Solanum lycopersicum (tomato), 1811 nucleotides long. It is a transcript of the gene ProT3, whose product is annotated as proline transporter 3. Gene Ontology annotation, cellular component: membrane. Gene Ontology annotation, molecular function: amino acid transmembrane transporter activity. Lineage: Eukaryota; Viridiplantae; Streptophyta; Magnoliopsida; Solanales; Solanaceae. The record is from RefSeq and is a predicted model, not a curated record. Gene Ontology annotation, biological process: amino acid transmembrane transport.
CGAAUUUCUGCUUUCAGUUUAUUUAUUUUAAUCUGAAAUUUUUGGUGAAAAUUCUAACUCGGUCACGAGCGAGGAUUAAUAUAAAACUAACAUUCCAAGCUAUCAAAAAUCACCCAUCACUGUGCAGUGAUAUCAUGGAGGAAGCAAGUGGGACAACAAUGGCAAAUAAUAUCUGCAAUUACAAAUAGGAAAAACCCAUACCCAUUUCACUAUAAUUGAAUUAACAGAGGAAGCCAUAGCUGAAAGAGAAUUGAGCUUUUGCUGUUUAGCCCUUUUUUUUGAAAUUUUCAUGGCAACGACGUCGUUUCAUCAUCCACUUCUACCAAAUGUGCACAAUGAUGAUGAAUUGGCUAUUCAUAUUCCUAGUUCUGCACAUCAAAUUCAUGGUUUCAGGUAGGAGUUGUUUUGAGCACUGGUAUUAACAGUGCCUUUGCUCUCGGAUAUGCUGGCCUAAUUAUGGUUCCUCUAGGUUGGGUUGGUGGUGUGGUUGGUUUGAUUUUAUCAUCAGCUAUAUCACUCUAUGCUAGUACUCUUAUUGCUAAGCUCCAUGAAUAUGGAGGAAGGAGGCAUAUCAGAUAUAGAGACCUUGCGGGAUUCAUGUAUGGACAGACAGCCUAUUCACUUGUCUGGGCAUCCCAGUAUGCAAAUCUUUUCUUGAUAAAUACUGGAUAUGUCAUUUUGGGUGGACAAGCAUUAAAGGCUUUCUAUGUUCUCUUUAGGGAUGACCAUCAAAUGAAAUUGCCACACUUCAUUGCAGUGGCUGGGUUGGCGUGUGUCCUUUUUGCCAUUGCUAUACCCCAUUUGUCAGCUUUAAGGAUUUGGCUGGGGUUUUCAACAUUCUUCAGUCUAGUUUAUAUCUGUAUAGUGAUUGCUUUGUCUCUUAAAGACGGUCUUGAGGCACCUCCUAGAGACUAUAGCAUUCCAGGAACCAAAAACAGUAAGACUUGGGCAACAAUUGGUGCUGCUGCUAACCUUGUUUUUGCGUAUAACACAGGAAUGCUUCCCGAGAUACAGGCCACUGUGAGAGAACCAGUUGUCAAUAACAUGAUAAAAGCCCUUAACUUUCAGUUCACUUUAGGAGUUAUUCCAAUGCAUGCUGUUACGUACAUUGGAUAUUGGGCUUAUGGAUCAAGUGCAUCUUCCUAUUUGCUGAACAAUGUUAGUGGCCCAAUUUGGUUGAAGGGAAUGGCUAACAUUGCUGCUUUCUUGCAAUCUAUCAUCGCGUUGCAUAUAUUUGCGAGUCCGACAUACGAGUUCUUGGAUACCAAGUAUGGAGUUACAGGAAGUGCACUGGCUUGUAAAAACUUGGCCUUCAGAAUCAUUGUUAGAGGUGGUUAUAUAGCCAUUACAGCUUUCUUGUCUGCUCUUUUGCCUUUUUUGGGAGACUUCAUGAACCUUGCUGGGGCUAUCAGUACAUUUCCACUCACAUUUAUACUUCCAAAUCACAUGUACAUUGUUGCUAAGAGAAAAAAGUUGUCAUUUUUAAAGAAGAGUUGGCAUUGGCUCAAUAUUAUUUUCUUUAGUUGCAUAGCAGUUGCUGCAUUUGUAGCUGCAUUGAGAUUCAUCACAGUUGACUCCACAACAUACCAUGUAUUUGCUGACUUAUAAUUUUAUUUUUUUUCACUAUUUGAGUGAUAAUUUACCCAUCUUUUUUUUUUUGGGGGGGGGGGGUCAUUUAUAUGUAAAUGUUAAAUUAUUCAGUUUUAAUGAAGUGUAUUCUUGAUUAUUAUUUUUUUAAACUCUGAGAAAGGUGUACAAAUAUGUAUACAUUGAUAUGUGAAAUAGCAUUUGACUACUAUUGAGUAUUGUGA